Molecule: messenger RNA, 2194 nt
Organism: Chaetomium strumarium
Lineage: Eukaryota; Fungi; Ascomycota; Sordariomycetes; Sordariales; Chaetomiaceae
Product: SPX domain-containing protein
Exons: 3
Coding region: 338-1855 (505 amino acids)
Source: RefSeq, a predicted model, not a curated record
CUCCAAACUCGGCUCACUGUUGGUUGUGGAGGACUUUAUAUUCCAGUACAACUAUCACACCAACUGCUCUGUUCGCCUCCUGCCCAUUGCCGAUUUCAAAACUGCUCCCACGUCACAAAACUGAAUCGUCUUCCUUUCACCGAAGAAUAUUGUCCAUCAGCACCGUUUCUCGCGACCACAACUACCAACCCGUCCUACAGACCUUCUGGUGCUAAGGUCAAGCCGUUGCCUGCCGGCGAUCCUUUGCGUCACCGAUUUGCCAUUGUCGUCACUGUAUACAAAAUAGCAUUCGGGUGCAGGAUCGUGGUUGCAGAAACACGACAGGCGGAGCAGAGAUAUGAAAUACGGAGAACAAUUUGAGAGGGAGUCUGUACCACAAUGGAGUCUUCACAACAUUGAUUACAACUCGCUGAAACACCACAUCAAAGCGCACACGACCAAGGACCAGGCCACCGCGAUAGCGAUUCCAGGGCGCCCCAACACCGCGCUGCGUAAAUUUGAGGAUGAUUUCUAUGCGGAGCUGUGCCGGCAACAUGAUCGCGUGGAUCUGUUCGUCACCAGCAAAGCCGACGAGAUCGCACGGCGGAUACAGCAUCUAUCCGGCCAGAUUCACAGACUGAUCCUACGCUGCGCGACUUCCGGGCGGGAUCGCAUACCGUUGAAGCGGCAGUCGCGGUUUGCCAAGUACGAGCAGACGUUGCUACAAUGCGGUGACGACAUCAAGGCUCUUCAGCGCUUCGUCAAUGCGCAAAUCGUCGCUUUCCGCAAGAUACUUAAGAAGUACAGAAAGUGGACCGGCUCGUCGACGUUGGGCUCCCGUUUCAGGGAUAACGUACUCUCUCACCCCAAGAGCUUCACGAAACGCGACUUCUCACAGCUGCACACCCAGUACAUGGAUCUGCUUGGGACACUACGUGCAGCACUGCCGACGAACCCGGAUGGUCGAAUCACCAUGCCCAGCACUGAGGCCCAACCGUCCCGCCCACCCACUGCAGAUCUCUCGCCAAGCGAAACCAUUGUCGCGCCAGAGCCCCCACCCAAUGUCGGCUACUGGAACGAGUACGACUAUGGCAGCGAGGCAGGUGAUGUCGACAGGAACGGCGAUGGCGAGUAUGCGAUUUACAUCGACCCCAACGAGGACAGCAGCUUGGCGGUGAUAAAGGGUCUCGCAGCAUUCUUCGCGACGCCCUUCACCAAGCUGAGCGCCUGGAUAUCCCCGCGCACAAUGAAAUCCGGCGAAGACACCGAGCGCAGCGCCCUCCUCCACACUCAUUCUACCGGCAGCCACUACGACUACGGCUCAAACCGUUCUGUUGGCGAAGGAAGUUACUUCGCAACACCUCCGGGCGGCAGGAUCGGCAUCGGCACCGAAACGGAUGGCGAGGACGACCUCCGCUCAACCGCCUACCCUUCCAACCGGCACAGCCGGCGGACGUCGGUCUCGAACCGCGACUAUACCUCUUGCUCGGACGACCAGCAGUUCCCCUCCGGCUACAGCGCAUAUCGUGCGGCUUAUGUGCUCCCCAGCAUUCCCGACCAGCGGGUGGCGCGGUAUAGGGAGCGGGUGCUGCUGUGGGGGACGUUGGGUUGUUUCGCGGCAUCGUUUCUGUUGAUGGCCAUUGCAACCCUGCUGAUUACGACGGGCCGGCACAAGAUGAGGUUGGAGGUGGACGCGGGCGCCACACUGGGGAUCGUGGCCAGUCUGGGGGCGGCGUGCGCCGGGUUGUGUAUGACCGGAUCAAGAAGGGAUAAGGUAAGCCUGUUGUACAGGCUAGCCGUCUGGGUGGCUUUUGCCGGGUCUUGCGUCCUGAAUGGGGUGUUGUUGGUGAUGGUUAUGGGUAACACCGCGAUAUGAUGGUUCCAUAGUCGCAGAGUAGGUGUCGCAAGGAGGUGUUGACCACUAUGUCUCCGGAAUCAGUUUGGUGGUCGUCAGCAUUUUCGGUUUUGGUUUAUUUCUUUCCUUGUUCAAGAUUUCCAUCUUUGUCUCUCGCAUGGAUCGGGGUGUGGAACAGCGUAUAGCGGAGCCUUGCCCGGACUCAUAUGCCGCAACGAACGAUGCCUCACGACUGCAUGAUAUAUGGAUGUGCAAGGCGGCUUUCUGGAUGUAGAUCGUCAGGGGACAUCGGGGUAGACUGGCUGAUGGGGCGGGAAACGCGAGGUAGCAAUGAGGGACAAAUAUAAGUAACUUGCAUCA